Molecule: messenger RNA, 4137 nt
Organism: Ictalurus punctatus (channel catfish)
Lineage: Eukaryota; Metazoa; Chordata; Actinopteri; Siluriformes; Ictaluridae
Gene: dbh
Product: dopamine beta-hydroxylase (dopamine beta-monooxygenase)
Exons: 12
Coding region: 1862-3739 (625 amino acids)
Biological process (GO): dopamine catabolic process; octopamine biosynthetic process; norepinephrine biosynthetic process
Cellular component (GO): secretory granule membrane
Molecular function (GO): dopamine beta-monooxygenase activity; copper ion binding
Source: RefSeq, a predicted model, not a curated record
UAUUUAUGCAGUUGUUUAUCGUUAUUUUUGGAAGGAGGCGGUCCCCGCGUAGCUCCAGCGCAUCCCGGGUUGAGAGCUGACGGAUGAGCGUCAGCUGGAUGUUAACUUUUCACUCGUUAAGGAAUGACCGAGCAUCCUUUUAUCCAUCUGUGGGUACAGCGAACGUCCACGAAACAAGUUCAUUCCUUACUUACAGCUAUAAACAGCUAAGAAGACCCAAAAAAACACUCGCGGCUCUGAACUCUAAACUCCUCUGUCCUGAAGAUGUCAGAAAAACCUCUCAAGUUACAGCUUCACACUGACACUGGAGACUCCUUCCGUAAACGUCACAUAAACAUUCGUUCUUGUAAAGCUUCCCUGUGGCGAUUUUGUUAGAGGAUUGUCGUGCAAACGAUGGUGAAGUGCUCUAACCAGGAGAACAAAAUCACGUCUCACUUCCUGCCUUAGGCCUUCGUUUUAUUACCAGGGUCUGCUCUUCUGUCUCUCUCCCUCUCUGUUUGUAUCCCCUCCUCCACCCGUUCAGCCAUCCAUCCAUCCAUCCAUCUCCCCAGCACACUCCAUAGCCCUAGGGACGUGACCUUUAGCCCCCCCCCCAUCAUAAACAAGGUGUCCAUGUCUCCCUGAUUGAAACGACACCAUCGACAGCUGCAGUCGUGUGUCACCGUGCCUUCGGGCCUUCAGCACAGGAGCAGGCUCUGUCUAUCACACCACUUCGGCAGGGUUUUGUCAUGAUACUCUUUUAAUUCCUUCCCAGGCAAGUGAAAGGUUCAAGGCUCCUGUCGUGAAGCAUCGCCGUAACAGAGAGAGAGCUCCGAGCAUGAAAAAAAGAUGUUCUGAUGCGAGGAUGAAGUGUCUGAGCGGAGACUGCGCCAUCACCUGCCAAGUGUGUAAAAACAGAUGCAAGGAUGACGGCCAAUCAAAAUACGGAUAUUAAAAAAGCACUUACUCGGCUUGUACAUCCAGUAAUUAGUGACAUUUGGCUUUCGGGAGCACCAUGGGUAAUAUGACUCCGUGGCGUUUUAUUGUGCAAUUAAGAAGUCGCGAACCAGCUUAGGUACGGACAUUUGGGUCCCUCUGAUAGACGAUCGGCGCCAGGAUUCGGCUCGACGCUGGAGUCGAAUGCUUCCUAGUUUCCCGGAGAACCACAGGCGACACCGCAGACUUUAAUAACAAUAAACGAGGCAGCAUGAUGGAAGCCUGGUGGUUGGUUUAUGAGCUUGACCCUGGUGAAAAUGAUCAAGAAAGCUUUCAUUAAACACGACUACAACUCCAAUAUUAGCGAUUCACAAUUAACCAACAAUCUAUGUAAACCAAUUUAAAUUGAGUUAAAUGUGUUUUGUUUUACAAAUAUUAAAACAAUUCGUGCACCCCUGGUGCGGGAGGAAACCGGUGCAACUCGUCAGCAGAUGUUUUGGGGGGGGGGAAAUAAAAGAGGGGAAAGAAACAAGUUUGGCCAGAGGCUAAAUAAACAAUUGAAUUUUGGUUAAGCGAACUAACAUAAUUAGCCGGAAUAAAGUAGAGCCUGUCACUGGGUCAUGCUCUUAAAAGCCAGAGCCUGGGGAGGAGAGAGAGGUCGAGCAGAUCCAGAACAGCUCCAACGCUGGACAGGGGGACGGACCUGCACAGAGAGGAGACGGCGGUACUGAAGAAGGUUAGAAGACCGAAAAGUGAUGAAGAAAUCGAGUGAAAAGGAAAAGCUUGGGUAGCAACAUCGACUGCUGAGCAUAUUGGAGAUAGAAUAUCUUUCUAGAAGACCUGACGAAGGUCGUGAGACGUCUUGAGACGUCUGAAACACAUCCCGGACCAUCUUACAAAACAUUUUAAGAUUAAAAUUCUGAACCACCUUUAAAAAGACGGAGUGAUGCGUCUGUUAAACAAGGACCUGCGUCUGCAGGAUGUCACGCUGAUCUACGCCAUCCUGCUCGUCGCCCUGGUGGUCCUCCUGGUUGCACCGUACCACGCUUCAUCCCCAUCUUUGUCUCCGUCUUCAUCUUCGUCUCCAGACGGCCCCUCGAGACCUUCCUUACCCUACCACGUCCCACUGGAUCCCGCCGGGCAGCUGGAGCUCUACUGGAACAUCAGUUACGCCGAGCAGGAGGUGUACAUGGAGCUCCGAGCCAAGGAGCUGCGCCACGGUCUCCUGCUGGGCAUGUCGGACCGCGGGGAACCCACCGACGCCGACCUAGUGCUUCUGUGGAACGAUGGGCACAAGUCCUACUUUGGGGAUGCGUGGAGUGAUCAUGAAGGCCGGGUAACGUUGGACAGUCAGCAGGAUUACGAGCUGCUGGAUGCGCGGAACACUCCGGAAGGCUUUUCUUUGCUCUUCAAGAGACCCUUCAGUACCUGCGAUCCCCAUGACUACGUUAUAGAGGAAGGAACAGUCCACCUGAUCUUCAGCAUACUCGAUCAGCCAAUCCACUCUCUUCGUCAGCUCAACGUGUCCCGCCUCCAACCUGGCGUUCAGCGAAUCCUUCUGCUGCGUCCUGAUGCGCCCAGCCCCUCUCUUCCGUCGGACGUGCGCACGCUGGAGGUUCUGGCCCCCGACAUCGUUAUCCCUGACCAGGAGACCACCUACUGGUGCUAUAUGUACCAACUGCCCCCCAACAUGCCCAAGAACCACAUCGUCAUGUACGAGGCGGUGGUGAGCGUGGGGAACGAGGCCAUCGUGCAUCAUAUGGAGGUGUUCGAAUGCUCGCCUCACAUGGACUCCGUCCCUCAGUACAGCGGCUCCUGCGACUCCAAGAUGAAGCCGACGAAGCUGAACUCCUGCCGACACGUCCUGGCAGCGUGGGCCCUCGGAGCCGAGCCAUUCUACUACCCCUCGGAUGCCGGUCUUCCUCUGGGUGGAGAAGGUUCCUCUAGGUUCCUUCGUUUGGAGGUGCACUAUCACAACCCACUAAUCAUGUCAGGGCGUCGUGACUCCUCGGGUAUCCGUCUGUGGUUCACUCCGUCUCUGAGGCGCUUCGACGCCGGGAUCAUGGAGCUCGGUUUGGUCUACACGCCCGUCAUGGCCAUCCCUCCUCACCAGCACACGUUCCACCUCACGGGCUACUGCACUGCCGAGUGCACACGCACGGCGCUGCCUCCUGGAGGGAUCCAUAUUUUUGCGUCUCAGCUGCACACACACCUGGCGGGCCGAGGCGUCCGCACCGUGCUGGUGAGAGGAGGCAGAGAGGUGGAGGUGGUGCAGGAGGACAAACACUUCAGCACACACUAUCAGAUCAUCCGCAUCCUCAGGAAGAUGGUGACUGUUCUGCCAGGUGAUGUGCUUCUGACAAAAUGCACUUACAACACAGAAGACAGAGUCGAAGCUACAGUGGGUGGAUUUGGGAUCAUGGAGGAGAUGUGUGUGAAUUAUGUGCACUAUUACCCACGUACACAGCUGGAGCUCUGUAAGAGUCACGUAGACCCUGAUUACCUGCAGAAAUACUUCAGCAUCAUCAACAGGUUCCAUGGCGGGGACAGCUGCAGCUGCUCUCAGACCACAGUAGAGGACCAGUUCUCCGCCGUGACCUGGGACUCCUUCAGUGCCGAGGUGCUCGACUCGCUGUACACCACCUCACCCAUCUCCAUGCACUGUAACCAGUCCAUCGCCGAGCUCUUCCCCGGCGACUGGGAGAAACGGAAGAUUCCCCAGGUGUUAACGGAGCUCCAGCCAGCCGCGCGACCUUGCGACCCGAGCCGAGCGCCGGCUCAGAGUAACGGCCCUACAGAGGUCCGACCCCGACGCAGCGGAUAACGCCGAGUCUUCCCGUUCCCGCGCCGACGCUCCCAGGCCUCCACCGGCGCGGUGCACUUACAGUAUAUAAAUAAAUAAAAACGUUGCUGAAUUCACGUCCAUGGUUGCCGCAUAUUUAUACUUUAAUUACAGUCGCUCGUGAAGUCUGUAACAGCUGACUAGCGCUUUGCUAACUUCUUCCAGGGUUUAUAAGCUUUACGCAUAUAAAUACUUUUCAUUUGGUCAUUUCUCUUCAGUGGAACGGUACACUCCGCCGCCACGAGAGCAACCUGCGAGUACAGGUUUAAUCUAAACUACUGUUUGUGCUUAUUUUUGUGCAGUGAGUAAUGCAGGCUCGCUUCAGCCAAUCAGGAACGAGGAUUUUUUUGCGGCGUCUCUGCCUGGGGGUAAACGCUCGC